GAGGAAACGGAAAAGCUCUCGCAUCCCCCCUCCCUGGUUCGGGCCCAAAAAAAAAAAAAAAAAAAAAGGAGGAGGCUUUUUUUGACAGCAGCUGCAGCAGCUGCAGCAGCAAAGAAGGGAAGACUGACCCCGACCCCCGACCGCCCCGUGGGUUUUUGCGAAGCAGCCUAGAGAGAGAAAGAGAGAUAGAGAGAGAGAGAGAGAGGGAACGCGGCGUUGAAGCGUGUUGCAGCCCCCACGGAGCUGAGGAGAAGGAGAGGAGAGAGAAAGAGGGGAGAGGAGAGUCUCUUGAGCUUCGCGACUGGGAGCGGAAAAUUCUAGAGAGAGAAAGAAGAGGGGGGGUUGGUUGGCGCGCUGAGCUAGGGUUUCGCCAUGCUUGUGAAGGUGUGAAGUGUAAUUAGUGGGGAAUUUGAUUGGAAACCGCCGGCUUUCGGAGUCAUUUGCGCUGAGCAGCUGGAUCACAGUGUCCGGGGAACUUUGAAACAUUCUUGCCAUCCAAAGAGUAAUGCAACUUUUUCUACUUGACAAAGUAUCAACAUGGCACAAGGAUCUAUGUAGGAUGAAGUACAGUAUUUAAGGCACCAUGACACUUGAAGAUUUUUUCACUCUGACUGAGAUGAGGGAUGGAUUGACUGUUCCCUCUCGUGUUGAGGAGCUGGUCAGUGUUAUGCAGAAAGAAAAGGAUUACGUUCUGAAGAAUGCUGGUGAUGCAAUUAGGCAGUGGGCUGCUGUUGCAAGUACCAUUGCUGCCACGGAGAGUAAAGAAUGUCUUGAUCUCUUUGUGCAGUUAGAUGGAGUAUCGUUCAUUGAUAGAUGGCUAAAGGAUGCUGAAAAGUUUGAAAAUGACUCUAGCGAUAGUCUUGUGGAGGAGUCAAUGACCGUGCUGCUACAUGCAAUUAAGAAGCUAGAUCUAGACACUGGGAGGUCAAUUUCUUCUGGAAUUUGGAUUACCAUCAAGAAUCUUCUUGGCCACCGUAGUGAAAAGGUUCAGGACAGCGCAAGAGCGCUUUUUGAGAGCUGGAAGCACAGUGAGGAUGGUGAUAAUCGUUGCCAGGAUAUUGGAAGUGCUAUGUCAUGUGACAAUGGGACUGAGGAAGUUGGGAAUCCUGUGAGAGAGAGUGGUCAGUCUGCAUGCUCUGAUGUAAAUGUUGCACUUUCCAAUGAAAGAGGUGAUGCAGAAGAUUUGGCUACAGAACCUGCUGGACAUGAAAACUUUCCAUCAAGAAGUCCUAACUGUCUCCAACGGCAAAAGGUCGAGGAUGACCAGAUUCAGACUCAUGUCAGUCAGCUAUCUCCACAGAAGAUAUCUAAAGAUGCAGAUGUGAAGGAUAGAUCUGUGGGUCCUUUGGCAUCUUCUCCCACAUCAGGCCCUAUACCUGAGACAAAUGAGGUUGUAAAAGAGUCCUCUACAUGCCCAGUUGAAGGGACACCCUCACUUGAAAUUUCUGGUCAUUCGGUUCCACAAGAAGAGAGUGGUGGGCGAAUCAGAAAACCUGAUACGGGCAGGUUGUAUGAAAUCGCAAAGCAGGAAGACAAGCUUAAUUUUUCUCAUGAAAAAUUGGUAAUGGCAGAAAAAUCUCCUUUCAAUGCAUUUGAACUUACUGCUGUUCCUUUAGAUCUUGAUACUGCAACUGCAAAUGCUCAAGUUGCUGGGUCCAAAGUUUCAGCAGGAGAUGAUAUCAAUAGCAACAGUUUCCGCGUUGGAAAGGCCGCUCUAGGUCCAAGGAGAACUGUGUCUGAAGUGAAGAAUGAAAAGGAUGACAAGGGGAUUUUAGGCCAAUGCAACACGGUGCUUAAGACAGUUGAAGAUAGUGGCUUGCAGCUCUGCUAAUUGCAGAAGUCAUCUGUUGUUGAAUGCAGCACAGGUAAACCAGAUGUGUUGGACAUUGCAUUUUUGAGGAGGGAAGACAGAGGAGCUGCUAAGGAAGAUGAGGAACAUUCAAGCGAUGAUGGUGAAAAUGUAGCAGCUGCUUCUAAUUCUUACAGGCUGGGAAUGGAAGUCAGGGGUCCUAGCGUGGCUGAACGGAAGAGGUCAAGAAUUGAGCUUGAAUAUGGCAUUGUUGAUGCGAUAGAAGUAGCUCGACAAGUUGCUCAGGAAGUGGAGAGAGAAAUGAACUUAGAGAGAGAUUCAGAAGUUGGAAUCCGGCAGCGUGGCAGCCCUGAGCCUAUCAAUGCGAAACAAGAUGUAUUGGCCAUUGUCCCGUCAGUUGAGAGGGCAAGAGAACAGAAUGACACUUCUGAUGCAUCUUCUGAGGGAGAAGGAAGUUUAAUAAAUCCAGAGAACAUGAAUACUGAACAGGAUGGUUCUAUGCAUGAAAUGGAGUCCUCUCAAGUAACAGAAGCAACGCAAGAACCGGAAGAUAAGAUGGAGAAAGGCAUGUGUGCCUUUGAUCUGAACCAAGAAGUUUCCUCAGAUGAUGUGGAUUGCACUGCAAAUGCAGUGUCUACGCCAGUCUCUGUUGUUUCUGCUUCGAAACCAGCAGCAAGCGCAGCUGGAUUACCUCCAGCUCCUUUGCAAUUUGAAGGAAGUCUUGGUUGGAAAAACUCUCCUAGGAGUGCAUUUCGUCCAGCAUCACCUCGCAGAAGUACUGUUGCCGAGAAAACUGUUCCCGGCGAGGAAUCCCAUGAUUCCAAGCAGAGGCAUACAUGUUUAGAUAUUGAUCUUAAUGUGGCAGAAGGUGGAGAUGACAAAGCUGCUGAUCUCAUGCCGGGGAUACAAAUCCCGGUCUCGUCAAGCCUUCGAUCUGGAGAAUCCUCAGUGGAGGUUAGUUCCAAGAGAUCAGAGAGGUUCAAACUAGAUUUGAAUCGCAUUGGUGAUGAUGGUGAACCAUCAAUAUCGGAUUUUAGGGGGGAGCGUCAGCUACUUAACCUUAGAAAUGGCCAACGCAGCCCGUCUCCUGCAUCAUCUUCAUCAACCAUGAGGAACUUUGAUUUGAAUGACAGGCCACUGUUUCACAAUGAUUUUUCUGACCAAGGUCCCUACGGUGGCAGAUCUUCCCAGAAUGUGACGAGUUAUGGGAAGCCCAAGUCAGAACCUGUUAUUUCUUUAUUUGGUGCAAAAGUGGAGGUCGACAAGAAAGAUCAUGUACCUCAGAGUUUGUCCCUACUAAAUGGCAAGGGUCUCGAGUCUGCAGCAGAUGCCGGCGUGCCAAGAGGAGCAGGCUUUUGGGAGAUGGGUCCCACAAUCUCUUAUCCACCUCCAUGGGCAUACAACGGGCUAAACACAGGCCCUGCUGUUUCUCUCUCUUCUACCAUGUAUCGGCCUGGGUACAUGGUGGACCCACGUGUGAACCCAUUUGUGCCUCAAGCCAUUGGAUCUGUUUCACCUGUUCUCUCCUCUUUCCCUCAGCCCCCGUUCAUGAUGACCUCUGCGCCCCUCGGUCUCAAUGGUCCUGGCCCUUCUCGGGCACAAUUUGACCCUUCUCGGGCACAAUUUGAUCUGAAUUCUGGAUUCACAAUUGAUGGAGUUAACCGUGAGCAGCCAGCUGUUUUAAGACAGUUUUUAGUGCCAGAUCAGGGUAGAUCAAUGGAAGAACAUCUGAGGGUUAGCUUGCAACCGUCUUCAAGUUCCGGGCUGGGCGGCAAGAGGAAGGAACCGGAGGGUGGAUGGGAAUCUUACCCGAUUGGUUUUCGGCAGCAGCAACCUCCAUGGAAAUAA
Molecule: messenger RNA, 3658 nt
Organism: Eucalyptus grandis
Lineage: Eukaryota; Viridiplantae; Streptophyta; Magnoliopsida; Myrtales; Myrtaceae
Source: RefSeq, a predicted model, not a curated record